UGGAUCUAUCUCAUCCGAGAGGCUGCUUAUUAUAAAUUCCUGUCAUUUUUCAGACCUUAUAUUAUUGUGAAGAACAGCAAACCCAAAGUACAAGAUAAACACAUUGAAGAGCUAACAAAAGGUUUUCGUAGUUUUGAAGAUUUUUUAAGACAGGGUUUGGUGGAAUAUCUUGAUGUGAAUGAAGAAAAUGACUGCCAGAUUGCAUUGUAUGAGAAAGACAUUACAAGAUCCACAACUCAUUUAGAAAUUGAGCCAUUUACAAUACUUGGUGUGUGUGCUGGAUUGAUACCUUAUCCACAUCAUAACCAAUCACCCAGGAAUACAUAUCAAUGUGCUAUGGGAAAACAAGCUAUGGGUACUAUUGCAUAUAACCAGAGAAAUAGAAUAGAUACUUUAAUGUAUUUACUAGUGUAUCCCCAGGCACCACUUGUUAAAUCAAAGGUAUGUAUUUACUAUUGUAACCCCAGGCACCACUUGUUAAAUCAAAGGUAUGUAUUUACUAAACCCUGCAGUAUAAACUUUUGUGUUGUGAUGAGUCACAGAGAUGACACUCAACCUCAAGCAGUUCUUGAUCCAGGUCAAAGUUCAGCAACAGAAGAAAAGGGAAUAAUUGAACUUUGUAAACCUGUGAAAGUGUAUCUACUUCCUAAACCAGCAAAACGAUGA
Messenger RNA from Saccoglossus kowalevskii, 666 nucleotides. RefSeq names its product DNA-directed RNA polymerase III subunit RPC2-like. NCBI's taxonomy places the organism in Eukaryota, Metazoa, Hemichordata, Enteropneusta, Harrimaniidae. The record is from RefSeq and is a predicted model, not a curated record. Gene Ontology annotation, molecular function: DNA binding; ribonucleoside binding; DNA-directed RNA polymerase activity. Gene Ontology annotation, biological process: DNA-templated transcription.